Messenger RNA from Colletotrichum navitas, 872 nucleotides. RefSeq lists its product as uncharacterized. The transcript has a single exon. The record is from RefSeq and is a predicted model, not a curated record. NCBI's taxonomy places the organism in Eukaryota, Fungi, Ascomycota, Sordariomycetes, Glomerellales, Glomerellaceae. The coding region runs from base 92 to 676 and encodes 194 amino acids.
CUCUCGCCUCCACCGCGUAAACUCCUAGCAAACCAAGCUAAUCCAUGGACUACCUAGCUCCGCUCCCGUCGUUUCGGGGCCUUGAGGAACCAUGCUAAUUUUUUCUUCUCUCUCUCUCUCUGCGACCAAGAUCUGGCUACGCCUCCAGUUUUUUUUUUUUCUUUUCUUCCCGUUCGAACCGGAAGCCCAAAAACUUUUCCUAGAGUGGGCUUCUGGGGGGGUUUUUCCCUUUCCUUUUCUUCUGGUCCCGACUAGCGCUAAAAAGAGUCAGAGGGGGGAAAAAAAUCAAAGCCCUGCGUACUGGUGUGAACGUAGACUACGUACCCUUUGUCCCUCAAGUGAGAGGAAGAUCUGGUUUCCAUUUCAUACGCGCCGCUUUGCGAGUGCAACGCCGUCGUUCAGCCAUGGGGGGGCAUGGGGGAGGAAACCUUUUGCAUGUCAGGAGGACACUGCAAAGGCCUGUUCGUUUCUGUCUUGUUGCUCUGCCCAUCCACUUGGCGAGAGACUAACACCUCCUCUCCACUACCACCACUCACACACCCUAUGCCUCUCUCCCCAGGGCAUUGCCUAUAAUAACCUUGGCCUCCUCUCACUUGUGUCUCACGAGGAUCCCCUUCUCAUCAUUGACACAUCCAAGACACCCAAGGCACCCCUAUACACCUGUCACGUCCUGUGAGUUCAGACGACAUUUGUGGUCGACAUAUCACUUACACCCCGCCCAACAUCACCACCACUACCUUUGCCUUACACCUCAAACUCGGCCACCAAUACACAAAACCACAAAAAUGCCUUCCCAGAUCCUCAUCACCGAGCCUCACCCAACCGUGGCACCAAACACUUACACCUACUCUGGCCGCGGUGGCGCAGGCAAC